Entelurus aequoreus (snake pipefish) is the source of this 509-nucleotide messenger RNA. Its product is annotated as small ribosomal subunit protein uS3-like. Gene Ontology annotation, molecular function: RNA binding; structural constituent of ribosome. The record is from RefSeq and is a predicted model, not a curated record. Bases 9 to 509 code for a protein of 166 amino acids. NCBI's taxonomy places the organism in Eukaryota, Metazoa, Chordata, Actinopteri, Syngnathiformes, Syngnathidae. Gene Ontology annotation, biological process: translation; positive regulation of apoptotic signaling pathway. Gene Ontology annotation, cellular component: nucleus; cytosolic small ribosomal subunit. The transcript has a single exon.
GCAAGAAGAUGGCGGUGAAGAUCUCCAAAAAGAGAACAUUUGUGGCAGAUGGAAUUUUCAAGGCAGAGCUGAAUGAGUUCCUGACUCGUGAGCUCGCAGAAGAAGGAUAUUUGGGUGUUGAGGUCCGCGGAACCCCCACCAAGACCGAGAUAAUCAUCCUAGCCACAAGGACCCAGAAUGUUCUGGGAGAGAAAGGCCGUCGCAUCAGAGAGCUGACCGCUGUGGUCCAGAAGAGGUUUGGCAAUACAUACAACGUGGAGUUGUAUGCUGAGAAGGUGGCCACUCGCGGACUGUGCGCCAUCGCCCAGGCUGAGUCUCUGGGCUACAAGCUGCUCGGAGGUUUGGCUGUGCGCAGGGCAUGUUACGGUGUUCUGAGGUUCAUCAUGGAGAGCGGCACGAAGGGCUGCGAGGUGGUGGUGUCCGGCAAGCUGAUGGGCCAAAGGGCAAAGUCCAUGAAGUUUGUGGACGGACUGAUGAUCCCACUUCUGACACCAUGUAGAAAUCAGUGA